Messenger RNA from Monopterus albus (swamp eel), 2537 nucleotides. Its product is annotated as gamma-aminobutyric acid receptor-associated protein-like 2. The record is from RefSeq and is a predicted model, not a curated record. The transcript is spliced from 3 exons. Lineage: Eukaryota; Metazoa; Chordata; Actinopteri; Synbranchiformes; Synbranchidae. Bases 339 to 641 code for a protein of 100 amino acids.
CUUGCCUUUUGGCAACAGUGUCCGGACAACAUCGUACAUGUUCUAGUCCACAAUGUUUACGAGGCCUCGAAUCAAAGAUAAAGUGAUUAUUUCCGAGUGCACUUGAAGGCAGCACUCUCCCCACCACACCUCUCUCAGACAGUAACGUCACCUACCUGCUGGAUACGGACAGCUGGAGGCUGCAGGCACACAGCGAUUGUUGACGUUUUGUUUUGAUCGGCCUUGUGGGAUUUUUCGAAUAUUACUGGACGUUAUCUGCUGAUUUAGCAGCCCCCCCUUCGACUGCUCCAUCACACGUCAGUGCGGGGAUCCAGCAAAGAUGAAAUGGAUGUUUAAAGAUGACCAUUCCCUCGGUGAUAGUGGAGAAAGUGUCUGGCUCUCAGAUAGUGGACAUCGAUAAGAGGAAAUACUUGGUGCCCUCUGACAUCACAGUGGCCCAGUUCAUGUGGAUCAUCAGGAAACGCAUCCAGCUGCCUUCUGAGAAAGCCAUCUUCCUCUUUGUUGACAAAACUGUCCCCCAGUCCAGUCUGACCAUGGGCCAGCUGUACGACAAGGAGAAGGAUGAAGACGGCUUCCUGUACGUGGCUUACAGCGGAGAGAACACAUUUGGUUACAAGGCCUUUUAUACGACACAGGGUUAAUGCUUCACUGAAUACAGUCUCUCUCUCUCACACAGACACACACAUACACUGGUGCACAAUGUUUCAAACAUCGAACUUUACAUGUUACACAAGUAAUGCACUUACACACUCGGCGCAGUCAUUUAUGGUCAAGUUUUGAUACUAGAAAACACAUGGUGAAAAUGAACUAGAACAAAUAAUUUAGAGCGAACAGACCCAGGCUCAGAUCAUCACCAGUAAGAAAUGUUUGAAUUUACUACUGGCUGGUCUCUUUGUCAUGCUUAAUGUUUAAAGGUCAUUCGUGGAGAGAAACACUGCCGUAAAAUACUGUCGCCACACAUAUUCAUGGACUACGUAUCGACAUCAAUGUUAGAUUUAAAAACAUCAACUGACUUUACACACACACAUUUCCAUCACUUCAGGGGACAGUAUACUGACAUACAUUCAUUUCCUGGAGACCAUAACCAUAACCACUACUUUGGGGCUUACUCUGUGUCCCCAUAAGGACAUCAAGUCCUCACAGUGUGACUAUGUAAACAGAUUUCCAUCCACAGAACAUAAGUAAUUAAACCCCCCACCAUGUCACACAUUGCCCAGUCAUGUUCCUGUUUCUUUCAGUCCAGCUUUACUGUCACAUGCUUUGUCUGCGGUUCACCCGCUGAAGUCCCUGUUUUACCUCUAAACUAACAAGUCCUAGUAAUUUACCUAUAAAUUAGUGUGUUUACACAUUGUGCUUGUAAUACUACUAGUUGAGCUGUGAAGACGCUGACAUUUAACCAAUCACAGGCAGUAGCUCUGUGCCCACCUGCCACCUCCCCCCUCGCAUUCCUGGAACUUGAAUUUCGUACUACCUCCUGAAGGGUGCAAAAUGCAGCUCCCGGAAUGUAAAGUGGGCUGAACACAAAACCCAGGACAAGCAUUACAUGGUUCAACACAUCUCAGUAGUUUCCUGUGGUGGAAAAGCCCUGAAUAGAUGUCAGCACCACCCAUGAUUCAGACCAAUGAUGCAAACAGGAAGUCAUCCUGCCCCUUAGUGAACAGCUAAAGAACUUCAGCACUUUCCUUGAAGUUUAUUGUGAUAUUUUUACCUUGUCCUCACCGAGCAACAGUAUGAACAUUACAAUAGUAUCAGUCUGCAACAUUUCUUGUAGGAGGUACUCAGUGAUGAAGUGCUGCGCUCUCUCAGUUAGUGGUUUCCUAUGUUCUCCAGAAUGCCUUUCAUCAGCCUCCGUGUCUGGUUGAUUGUGCUUUUUCACAGAAGACGUUUUGCCUUGUCCAACACCAGUACAACUAAAAAUAAUAAUUGUUGCAUUCCAUUUCAAAUUCAAAUUUUAUUUGUAUAGCACCAAAUCACAACACAAGUCAUCUCAGGACACUUUACAAACUAAGGUCUAGACCUUACUGUUAUGACCUUACUGUCUUUGGCUGCACAGAUUUCAGUUGUCAAACAAGAACCACUGUUAUCUCUCUUACCUUCUCUUAUCUCUACCCAGAUGACUCUACAGCCAACACUCUGGAUGCAGCUCUUGAUUUUAGUGCUGAAUCAGACCGAAAUGAUGUUCCACGCUUUACGUGACCUGUUAUAAUAGUCAUAACUGUGCACACCAAAGGUGUUUCAAGCUAUUUACCAUUGUAUGUAGAUGUGUAAUAUACUGAUGGAAUGCAAUGUUAUUCAGGGUUGUUUUAUUUUUUCUGUGUUGUAUGAUUAUUAAAUAUAUCUUAAAGACAUAAAGGAACUUUAGCUAUUUGAAAAGGGUAAGGUGGCUGGAAGACCUGACCAAUAAAAUUGAAUGUAAAAUGACUUAUUAGGUGUUUUUGUCAUAUUAAAAGGAAUAUAACUGGCAUGCCAGCAGACUUACACUUCAUAUUGUUCUAAAAUUAAAGGUACUCAUAGCUCUGCUAUGGAGAAAUGUUUUA